Aegilops tauschii subsp. strangulata is the source of this 627-nucleotide messenger RNA. Lineage: Eukaryota; Viridiplantae; Streptophyta; Magnoliopsida; Poales; Poaceae. The record is from RefSeq and is a predicted model, not a curated record.
AUGCCCCGUCGCCGGCUGGCGCCGCCCGUCUCCGCCGGCACCUCCUCGUCGCCUCCCCACACCGCCUCCUCUACCGUCCUCCCUGACCGGCCUCCUGGCGCCUCUGCUUCCUACCAGCGCCGCCACGACCCCAACGCCAGCGCCACCCGGAUUGCCACCUCGCCGGACGCCAUCGCCGGACUGCCUCCCCGUCGUCCUCUCUGUCGCCUACUCGUCCCCAUCCUCCUCCUCGCCGGACCACGUCGUGCCUCGCCGCUCCCUCUCCCCAUCAACGCUGGUGAAGACCCGUUCGUCCUCCCCUUUCCCCUGCCCGUCGUCGCGGUCGCCACGCUCAUCCCGUCCCCACUCGCGCUGAACACCACCCAGGCGACGUCCGCGCCGAGCUCCUCUCGCCCGCGCCUCCGCCGUACUCGCCGUCCGGUGCCCCGCGAGCUCCGGCGAGCUUGCGUCGCCAUCCUCGUGCCCGUGAGCCCCUUGGUCACGCACCCUCCCUGCCCCGACCGCGACCGCGCCGCGCCCCCUGCCGUGAUGCUGCCUACUACCGCGAACCAUGCCACUGGCUGCUCCCGGGCGAGCUCGCCGCUGGCCGCCGGCUCGCUCCACGCGUGUGCGCGCGUGCACCCGUAA